Molecule: messenger RNA, 2568 nt
Organism: Debaryomyces hansenii CBS767
Lineage: Eukaryota; Fungi; Ascomycota; Pichiomycetes; Serinales; Debaryomycetaceae
Exons: 1
Coding region: 1-2568 (855 amino acids)
Biological process (GO): retrograde vesicle-mediated transport, Golgi to endoplasmic reticulum
Source: RefSeq, a predicted model, not a curated record
AUGAAUGAUGAUAAUAAUGUACUAAUCGCUGAUGCUAAGAUAUACAUUAGUAUCGUCUAUUUGCUUUCAUCUACUACAAAUGUUGAUGUUGAUGACUUAUCCAAUGUCUUUAAUUCCUUGGGUUCAGACAUGGAUGUUGGAAAACCCCAUACAUACACAAAUCUUCAUAAUAUACUAGGCUUAUUGCUCAUAUAUCCAACUCGCUCAUAUAUCUCAAUCGAGAAUAUUGCAAGGUUUGCACAGGGAGUUGUGAAUUAUGCAAAUUCCCCAGAGGAUCGAAGUCUAAAUGCUUCUGAAGGGUUGUACGAAGACUUAGAAGAAUUUGCCAAUUGGAUCUCGAGUCGGUUCAAAAUAGAUGACAGUGCUAUAUUGUCGCUAGAUGAUGGUCUAUUGGUCCAAGCUGCGUAUGAUUUGGCUUUAGAUAAUAGGUUACAAUGUGAACAGUACGGAUAUACAUUAACCACUAACCAGUCAAACAAUGAAUUGCUCUUCCAGUUCGUUCAAGCGAAGGCUUUAUUCUUAUCGAAGUACUGCACUGAGAUAGGUGUUUUAAAUCCAUUGUUUGAGAUAUUAGAAGGAUAUGCUCCAUUUGAUAAAUGGUAUCGAGGCAUUAUAGUCCCGUUCAUGUACUACUGGGACAAUUAUGGGUCACUUAAUAGCAAUUCGCUAUUGGAUCUUUUCCAAUUUUUAAAGUCGGAAUCGUUCAAUGAAAUGUUGCAUAUACUCAUUGAACCUUUGAAUCUGCCGGCUUAUAGUGAAAAAUUGUCUGUUAGCAAUUGGGUUUCUAAGGUCAUUAUGCCGUUAGUUGUUUAUCAAGGCUAUGAUUUUAAACCAUUAUUAGAAUGGCUAUACUUUAGAGGAGAUUGGAAUGUUCAAGAACCUUCGAAGAAAUAUAAAAUAUGGAAUAAUGCAAUACGAUCCAUUAUAUCUUUUAAGGAUUAUAAUAAUGAUGUUCUAGAGAUUUCAAACUAUGAGAAUAUUCUAAGAUUUUUUUUGGGUUCAUGCUACUAUUACGCAAUAUUUUAUGAAACAGUUGAAAAGGUCUCAUCGAUAGAAAUGUUAAAAUUAUAUGAUUCCAUAAAGGAUAGUUUGGACGUAAUCAAGAAACGAGUGGGAUCUCCGCAUAGUGGAAAAACUGACUAUGCUAUAGAUAAACUAGAUUUUGAUUCUUUGGAUAAUUCAUCUGAUCUUGAUGCAUUUAUGAAUGACCCUUCAAACCCAUUUGCACAGUUAUUCAACCCUAGUCCCUCGUCGAUUAGUUUUCUUCACGAAGCUAUAAUAACUUGUGAGAGGUUAUACCCUACAAAUAAAUUCACGAUUCUUGAGUUUUUGAAAUUAAAGUAUUCAACCGCGUCCGAUUUCUCAUAUGGUGAGCGAGAGGUAGCUAAAAUAAUGACGAAUCUCAAUACUAAUAACUGGACCAUGAUUUUAUCGUCUGCUCGCUUAUUCACUGAUUCAUUUAUUGCAAACGAUGAAGCAAAUAACGAAUCUAUAAAUAAGCUUAUUAUUGAUAGAUUUUUAUUCAAUAAUCUAUUUGAUGUAGUCGGUGACUUCUAUGAGAAGGGAGAGUUGUCCAUCUCUGUUGAUGCUCUAUUUUCUAUAAUUCUGAAAAAGUUUUGGGAAUCAUUUAAUAAAGCGUCGAACUUUAAUAACAAAAUCGGAAGAUUACAUGAAGCUUCUCAAAGUAUUGAACUAUAUGAUAAAAUUUCGACUGAUGAACAAUUAUCAGCUAUUAACAAAGAAGAAAUCAUAAGAAUAAAGCAUUUAUUUAAGGCUGUGUCCAAUAUCAAGAACUUUAAGAUUGUUAUUCAAAAGGGAUCCCCUUUUGUUCCUUCUGACUUAAUCAGCCAAUUCAGCUCCGUCUCCCUGAUGGGUGCUCUUGAUUUGGAUGAACAAAAGCGGUCACCUAUGGCGUUAAUUUCUACCAUUCUAGAACAGAACCCAAAAUCAUACUUGGCAUUCGAAAAAUUAUACAAAAUUUUGAAUGAUCUCCUUAUAUUCUUCAAUGAUAACCGGUCAGAGCCUACGUUUUAUUUCAACAAAUUGAAAUCUAUUUGCAUUGAGUCAGCAUUAGUUGAUAACAAUUUUCAAUUUGCAUAUAGGCAAUCUAAUGAACUACUUGAUCAUUAUUCGGUCGACCUGAACAAAAACUUGAAUGACUUUUGGCUCACGUUCUAUCAAGUGGGUAAAUUUAUUUCCCCUGAAUGGUUUAAUGAAUCUCGUUCUCCACAAAACGAUAAGAUUGACAUAUUAAUAAAGCAGAGAGAAAUAUUAUCCAAAACCCUCAAAUACUCUAAACCAUCAGAUACUUCUAUUGACAAUAGUAGACUCAUAUUAAAACAAUGGGAAAGCAUUAAUAGCCAAAUCGAAGACUGGUACAUAAAUCUGCAACAAGGUUACUACACCAAGGGCUUAUCUUCUACGACUGACGCUGUUCCUGAACGUAUGGCUACUUUAGCUAGUGACAUUAUGAAUGAUGCGUCAAAUACUACAACACAGGCUAGUGACAAGUUAUCUAAUUUAUUCGUAUCUGGUUUAGGGUGGGCACUAGGUGCAAAUCCACAAUGA